CCUGGAGAGAACCAUGGGGCGGGCGCACAUGGCAAAAAUGAUCGAGUCCCUGAAGCUCCAAAUCCAGGAGGAGACCAAAUGCCGGCUGGCCGCCCUGUCCCACGGCCUGGAGCUGCUGACCAUCGAGGGGAAGCUCUCCGGGCGGCAGAAAGAGGAGCUGCUCACUCAGCAGCACAAGGCCUUCUGGGGGGAGGCGGAGCGCUUCAGCAGCGAGUUUGUCCAGCGAGGCAAAGACCUGGUUAAGGCGUCACUGGUUCACCAAGCAGAGGAGAUGGCCAAGCUCACACUGGCCCAAGAAGAGGAACAGAGGAGCUUCCUGGCUGAGGCACAGCUGAGCACCGCCCCGGGCGAGUUCCUCCAGGCUUUUCAUGCAGUCCUGGAGAGGCAGAGGUUGACCCGGAGUUACCUGGAGGAGGAGGAGAACAUCAGAACCACCGAGGCCGUGGCUGUGCUCUGCCAGGAGCUGUACCGUGGCACCAUGGAAACGUUCCAGAAGUUUGUGGACGUCCUGUUCCUUCAGACACUCCCAGGCGUGACCGGCUUCUCCCGGACAGAGUGUGAGUACUUGAGGCAGGAGGUCCAGGAGAACGCAGCGCAGCAGCUGAGACAGUCGGAUCGCUUCCGCAAGCAGCAGUGGGAACUCUUCCAAGAUCUCCUGGAGCAAGACAAGCAGGUGGGCAUUUUGUACAACCGGGCCUGGGUAUCUAGCAGUGACCGGGUGACGUAG
Molecule: messenger RNA, 727 nt
Organism: Leptonychotes weddellii (Weddell seal)
Lineage: Eukaryota; Metazoa; Chordata; Mammalia; Carnivora; Phocidae
Source: RefSeq, a predicted model, not a curated record